Piliocolobus tephrosceles (Ugandan red Colobus) is the source of this 4961-nucleotide messenger RNA. It is a transcript of the gene WNT9B, whose product is annotated as Wnt family member 9B. Gene Ontology annotation, molecular function: frizzled binding; cytokine activity. The transcript is spliced from 4 exons. Gene Ontology annotation, biological process: cell fate commitment; multicellular organism development; neuron differentiation. NCBI's taxonomy places the organism in Eukaryota, Metazoa, Chordata, Mammalia, Primates, Cercopithecidae. The record is from RefSeq and is a predicted model, not a curated record. Gene Ontology annotation, cellular component: extracellular region. The coding region runs from base 58 to 1131 and encodes 357 amino acids.
GCGCUGCGAGCUUGAGCGGCGCGAGGAGAUGCUAGAGGGCGCCGCGCUGCCGGCACCAUGCGCCCCCCGCCCGCGCUGGCCCUGGCCGGGCUCUGCCUGCUGGCGCUGCCCGCCGCCGCCGCCUCCUACUUCGGCCUGACCGGGCGGGAGGUCCUGACGCCCUUCCCAGGACUGGGCACUGCGGCGGCCCCGGCACAGGGCGGGGCCCACCUGAAGCAGUGCGACCUGCUGAAGCUGUCCCGGCGGCAGAAGCAGCUCUGCCGGAGGGAGCCUGGCCUGGCUGAGACCCUGCGGGACGCUGCGCACCUCGGCCUGCUUGAGUGCCAGUUCCAGUUCCGGCAUGAGCGCUGGAACUGUAGCCUGGAGGGCAGGACGGGCCUGCUCAAGAGAGGCUUCAAAGAGACAGCUUUCCUGUAUGCGGUGUCCUCUGCCGCCCUGACCCACACCCUGGCCCGGGCCUGCAGCGCUGGGCGCAUGGAGCGCUGCACCUGUGAUGACUCUCCGGGGCUGGAGAGCCGGCAGGCCUGGCAGUGGGGCGUGUGUGGUGACAACCUCAAGUACAGCACCAAGUUUCUGAGCAACUUCCUGGGGUCCAAGAGAGGAAACAAGGACCUGCGGGCACGGGCAGACGCCCACAACACCCACGUGGGCAUCAAGGCUGUAAAGAGUGGCCUCAGGACGACGUGUAAGUGCCACGGCGUGUCAGGCUCCUGUGCCGUGCGCACCUGCUGGAAGCAGCUCUCCCCGUUCCGUGAGACGGGCCAAGUGCUGAAACUGCGCUAUGACUCGGCUGUCAAGGUGUCCAGUGCCACCAAUGAGGCCUUGGGCCGCCUAGAGCUGUGGGCCCCUUCCAGGCAGGGCAGCCCCACCAAAGGCCUGGCCCCGAGGUCUGGGGACCUGGUCUACAUGGAGGACUCGCCCAGCUUCUGCCGGCCCAGCAAGUACUCGCCUGGCACAGCAGGUAGGGUGUGCUCCCGGGAGGCCAGCUGCAGCAGCCUGUGCUGCGGGCGGGGCUAUGACACCCAGAGCCGCCUGGUGGCCUUCUCCUGCCACUGCCAGGUGCAGUGGUGCUGCUAUGUGGAGUGCCAGCAAUGUGUGCAGGAGGAGCUUGUGUACACCUGCAAGCACUAGGCCUACUGCCCAGCAAGCCAGUCUGCACUGCCAGGACCUCCCGUGGCACCCUUCCAGCUGCCCAGCCAAACUGCUGGGCAGGCAGUCAUCACAUACAUGCAUAAACCAGCAUGUGCGCCAAUGCACACAAGUGUGCCACUCACCACCAUUCCUUGGCCAGCCUUUUGCCUCUCUUGAUACUCAACAAAGAGAAGCAAAGCCUCAUCCCUGAACCCAAGCAUCGCCAACCUUGUUGAGGACUUGGAGAGGAAGGCAGAGUGAGAAAGAUGUGGAGGGAAAUAAGGGAGACCAAGAGCACACCAGGACUGAAGUUUUGGAGGAGACAGAGGGCCUAUUCCAUCUUGCUUCCUGGGAUGAAUGGCUUGGCUUGGAGCCAGCAGGUUCUUGGAAGGUGAACUGCUGGGCUGGGAAUGCCAAGGCAGGCAGUGCCAGCUGGAAGUGAAGGUGGGAUCCUGGCUGGGAUGGGCCAGUUGGGUCCUGUGGCCCUGCUCAUGUGCAGUGAGCUCCAGGUGUCACACACCUCCACCACUCCCCUGGUUUUGCUGUGCCAGAGAUGGGGAGAAAGCCCAAGCGGUAGAAGCCAUCCAUUCAGAGAAAGGAGAGCUUUCUGCGCUUGAGUGAACCCAAGUGAGAUCUGUGCCCUGGAGCCCUGUGUCCUUGUUUUGGCUUUUCAAAUACGCCUCCCUUGAGGCCUUAUUCUUGUCUCGAGAGCUGGGUUAUGCACACUCACCCAGCUGUGCUCAAAAUGACCACCAGUGCAGGUAAGACAGGUGGGAGAACCAGUCACCAAGGCGAGACUCAGUGACCUGAGGUUGAACAGGGAGACAGUGGCCCCUCCCUGUGUUCCCUCCUGGUCAAAGGAAUCUUUACUCCCAGCCCAGAGGAGGACGGCGACAGCUUCCUGGUGCCUGGCAGUGACGUGGCGAGCUCAGUUUCUCAGCUGGCUCGAGACAGCUUUGGUGACUUCCUGUGGCUGGGGCCUGCCUGGUCUGUGAUGCCCCCACACCAGCUGAGUUCACAGUACUGAAGACCAGCAGGCUCAGGAGCUAUGACUUGAAGUUACAUUUCUAUUCUUAUGACUGCUUAUCUAAUUAAGGCUUUUGCCCUGGCUGGGGUUAUAGGUGCUUGAGUCCUUGCUAAGCCUGGCUCCUGGAGUGCCUAAUGGCCUCUCACUUCGCCCUCACCUUGGCUCUUACUUGAGGAGACGUGACUUUGAUAAUUUCCUCAGAUCCUGUGGACAUUUUCAGCAACACCUGCCAAGGCCCUCUGUGAAAGGAGGAGAGACUGGCACCUCCGCACAGGCACACAUGGAUGCACAGCCCCUGAACCAAACUGGGGGCUCCUGUUGCACACGCCUCUCUGGUUCAGGAUGAAGACCUUGCAGGGGUCACCUUGCUGGAGGCAUUCCAGACUUCCCCAGAGUGGGGCCCGAUGCCAGCCAGGAGGAGGUGACUUCUUUCGGGAAGCCCUUGGCCACUUUGCUGGCCUUGCCACGCCCCUCUGUCAGCUUCCUUUCUCCCUAAACCUGGAAUUGCUGACCCUUCACCGACACAGGAAACUUCAGAAUCAGCUGAAUGCUCAGAAACCUCUCCUGUGCCAGCUCCAGGACAAAGACCCACUCCCUGGGCCCCGGCCAACUCCCUGAGACCUCCAAGGGCGAGGAGGAGCUGCCCAGUCUCCAGUGGAUCCGGGCAGUCUGGUGGAUGCUGGAAGGAUUUUUGACUGCAGAGGCUCAGCUGAGAAGCCAAACUGACCUGCGCCCAUCUCAUUAAAAUGACAUUGCUGACCCAAGCACCUGGCCCACACCUUGGCAGAAGAAAAACGGGGAGAGGGCUGGUUUUCUUGUUUCUUCCACUUUCCCACAGCAUGGAGAGACUUUCUCUGCCUUCCCAAUCCAUCUUGCUCCUCUGAGACCCCAACUCUGCCUCCACCCAGGCUCAGUGCUGGGCAUAAGGCAGCAGGGACCUCACUGGCAGAACAGGGGGCCUGGGAGCAACUUGGGGGCCAGAGCACCCUGAUCCACCAACACGCCACCCACAUUCUGACUUCAUGACUGGCAGUGCCAGGGUCGCGGGAGAGCAAAGGGCAGGCUCUAAGCCAUCUAGGCAGUGGCUGGCUGCUAACAUGGACACCCCAAGUCAAUGGCACAGUGCAGGUUCGGAGGCCCCCUUGGCUUGUGGGGUCUUCUCUGUCUGUCUCUCUCCCUCUUUUCUCCUUCCUUGCUCUCAUCCCCUUCUUUUCCAGUUACCCCUAAAGACCCAUCUCUGCCCUCUUGGGGCCCCUGGGGACUAGAGUGACCACUGACCCCUCAUUCUACAGCUUUAAGGGAAAUGCUCACAGGGUAUUUUUGUCUACCUCAAAUAUAUAGUUUUUAGAGCAAAGGAGUAUAAUUUAUAUAGCUAAGAUAUAUGAGAAAGUAUUUAUAUUAUUUAUAUAGUUGCUGCAUUUCAUGGACAGCACAGGUGGGGUUUGUGUGUUUUCCCAGAAACCCUCUGGGGAGAUACAGCCUGACCUGACCGGGUCCCCCACCGAGCAGGAGGCCAAGUGGCUGGGAAGGAGGUCGAGCCAUGUGUCCCAUGACUGGGUCUGUCUCGGAUCUGGUGAGCACGUGUUCCCUCUGUGAUGAGCCCUGGUGGGCUCCAUCCAGACACUCCUUGUGAUGUUUUUAUAGAUUUUCUGCUCUUCUGGGUCAAGGCCCCCUUCUUCUGCUCUGGCAAAAGUAUCUUGCUCAUAAUAAUAAUGACAACUAGAAUGCCCACACCUGGCAUUUGUAAAGCACUUUGCUGUUCAGAAACAAAAACUUUUACCCUUUCGUCUCACUUGAUUUCUCCAUUAUCUCUGCGAGGUAGGUGGGGCCACAUUACUGUGGCCAUUUUGUAGAUGAGGCCCAGAGACGGAGAGCUGUGCUCAAAGUCACAAUGAAGAGACUUGUUCGGUGAAUAUUUACUGAACAUCUCCAUAGACCCGGCGCUAUGGGCUGACUUCUCUGAGCCCAGGAGUCCCGAAGCCUGGAUACCACUGUGAGCCCAAGAACUCAGGGAAGCAGUUCCUUCCCCAGCUGUGAUCCCGGCCUUUCGGAUCUGGAUGGCAUGUUGGCACUUCCUCCAAGUGGAGUCCCAUGUCUCAGGGGCUGAGGCUGCCUGAGAAGGCUGGAGAGACCAGAACCCCACGGAGGCCACUCCAAGGGGUCCUUCUGCCCACAUCGCCCAAGAAGGUUGGGCUACACCACCGGGCCCCUCCCAACCUACAGAUGAAUUGUGUUUGCUCUCAUUUGUGUUUUGCUUGUAAAAAUUCGUUGUUUUCCACUGGAUUUCUGGCUGCUUUAGCAAAAGUCAGCUGCGCUGGCAGACUGGGCCUGCAUUUCCUCCUGGCCACAGGCAGCUAGAGCGAGGGAGUCUGUUGGCCAGGAUGCCCCGAGUGCCCCCAUCGCUCAUGGAUGCUCCUGCCUGCCUCUCAAGAGCACAUAGUCCUGUCCCCUGGUCUAGAUAAGCCCAGCUUUCCUGGUACCCUUCAUCACUGGCAGACAGACAGCCCCGUGCCAACCCUGGAGAUUACUUGCUUUCGAACCUUUCCUUUCUCAAAAACCAUGAACUUCCAAUGCUUUUUGUCUCAGGACACUUUAGAAUAACAAUGGAAACCAUCACUUAUUGAGCGCCCCUUAUGUCCAUUUAUUCAACCAACGAUUAUUUCGGGAUCUCUUAUUGAGUGCCAGGCAGCAUCCCGGGUGCUUGGUACAGCAAGGAACAGGACCAAGUCUCUGCCUCAUGGGGCUGACAUCCUAGUGGGUGAGAAAGACAAUAAACCAAUAAAUGACAUGCCAGUUAUUUGCA